This is a messenger RNA of Schistocerca cancellata (South American locust), 1662 nucleotides long. Its product is annotated as translation initiation factor IF-2-like. The record is from RefSeq and is a predicted model, not a curated record. The transcript has 5 exons. NCBI's taxonomy places the organism in Eukaryota, Metazoa, Arthropoda, Insecta, Orthoptera, Acrididae. The coding region runs from base 1 to 1662 and encodes 553 amino acids.
AUGCACGAGAUUUCUCGUCUUCGUCCUUCCGAGCACACGCUUCCGUUGCAGCGGCGGCCGCCCCGCCUGCGCCGCAACAGCGGCUCGGGUGCGACCGCCCCCACGUCGGCGUCGGCGUCGGCGGCGGGCACGCCCACGGCGGCCGCCGACGUCUACAACGAGGACUACAACUACGCCUACCGCAGCAGCACCGACCAGGACAGCGUGGACGAGCGCUACUACAGCCUGGAAGCGGACGUGCCCCCAGCCUCCAAGGCGCGCGGCCUGCAGCGCAACCAGGCCGACUCGCUGGAGUCGCGGGAGGACGAGCUGCGCGACUCGUUCGAGACGGCCGCGUCGUCGACCAGCUCGAGCCAGGCGCAGCGCUCGCGCUACCAGGAGUACGGCGCGACCACGACCACGACCGCGACCGCGGCCGCGGCCGCGCCCUCGCCGCGCUACCCGGACUACGCGGGCAGCCCGGCGCAGCGCUACCAGCAGCACGCCUACCCCGAGUACUCGGCCGCCACGACCACGACCUCGACCACGCCGGCCGGCGGCCAGGGCCAGGGCGCGCAGCGCUACGCCGACUACCAGCAGAGCGCGCUGGUGGCGGGCCCGCGCUACGAGGAGUACCCCAGCCCCACGGCCGCGUACGACGAGUACGGCAGCCCCGGCGCCGCGCAGCGCUACCAGGACUACGACGCCAUCACCACUGCGCCGCCGGCCACGACGGCGGCUUCGGCCUUUAGCGCACAGCAGCAGCAGCAGCAGCAGCAGCAACAGCAAUAUGGCAGGAUGUUCAGGGACCAGGGACCGACGCCGGCGCCGCCGCAGCCGCAGCCGCAGCGCGGGCCGCUCCGGCCGCAGGACUCGCUGGACAGCUGCGCCGAGGAGGUCGCGCUCGCCACCUCCUUCCACGGCACGGACUCGCCUCCCAGGUUCGCCGCGGGCUCCGGCCGGGACUCUACGGUGUCUGUGCAGUCGACGAUGGCUGACCGGUUCGCGGGCAGCGGUGGCCGCGACUCUUCCACGUCGGUGGUGCGCGCCGGCGAUCGCUACCCGAGCAGGGGUGGCGCCAGCGACGCCGAGCUGGACCGUUAUCCCGGCAGGGGCGGCGCCAGCGACGCCGAGCUGGACCGUUAUCCCGGCAGGGGUGGCGCCAGCGACGCCGAGCUGGACCGUUAUCCCGGCAGGGGCGGCGCCAGCGACGCCGAGCUGGACCGUUAUCCCGGCAGGGGUGGCGCCAGCGACGCCGAGCUGGACCGUUAUCCCGGCAGGGGCGGCGCCAGCGACGCCGAGCUGGACCGUUAUCCCGGCAGGGGUGGCGCCAGCGACGCCGAGCUGGACCGCUAUCCCGGCAGGGGUGGCGCCAGCGACGCCGAGCUGGACCGUUAUCCCGGCAGGGGCGGCGCCAGCGACGCCGAACUGGACCGUUAUCCCGGUAGGGGCGGCGCCAGCGACGCCGAGCUGGACCGUUAUCCCGGCAGGGGCGGCGCCGGCGACGCCGAGCUGGACCGCUAUCCCGGCAGGGGCGGCGCCAGCGACGCCGAGCUGGACCGGUUCUCGCACUACGACCGCGACUCGCCCGUCGUGCCGGCGCCGCUGUACGCCGUGCCCGUCUCCAAGGAGGUGAGCCGGCCCUCUCUACCCAUCUACCCAGCUCACAACUCCUCUCCCUAA